AUGACCGCAACAAAACAUCUAGCCGUCCCGAACAGAAUAGAAAAAAGAGACCUCACCCGUUCCCACUUUCCACCUCCCCAUUCCCGCAGCCCCACCCCCCGACCGGGCCACCGGCGCCGCCCCAGAUCCAGCGACCGGCGCCGCCCGCGCACCCAGCCACCGGCGCCGCCCCUGGAUCCAGCCAUCGGUGUCGCUCCCGGACCCGGCCACCACCGCCGCCCUCGGACCCAGCCACCGCCGCCGCCCCUGGACCCAGCCACCGCCACCGCACUCCGACCAGCCACCUCCGCCGCCCCCAAACCUAUCCACCUCCAUGGGCAACUGUUGCCGCCACUCUGCACCCCCCCCACACGCACCCAGCUCUCGUCGUCCAACGCGCUGCUUCCAACCUGCGCGGCCGGGAAUCAGCCCCCGCCGCCCCUACGCACUACUUCCUCCCGUGCCCGUCCUGAAUUUCGAGUCAGACAAUUGCAAAAAUUCAGAGGAGACAACGCGAGAAGUUCAAAGAAAAUUCAGACUUGUCAAGUGAUGAAGGAGGAAGCAGCAGUGCUGCCGGGUCCAGGACUCCAGUGCCCCGGCCAUUCAUUGACACCAUCCUGGGUCGUUCAACAUGACAGCGCCAAGCCGUUCGAUGCCCAUCUCGGGAGGUGCCCAUUGCAACUUCCCCCCCCCCCCACCUCCCAUUGGAUGUUCAUGCUCCUUCUCUUGUGUACAUUCAGUUCAACAUCUGGUGGUUUUUUAGUUCACCUUAAAUGUGCAUUUUCAGCUUCAUCUUGCAGGGGACUUCUUGUCGAGAGCACAGCAAAUGGAUCUCUGCUUCUGGCCGCGGUGGGAACUCCAGGAUACACACUAUUCAUCGCAUUUGUCAUCGAGUGAUUGCACACUAUCUUCGGAAGCUCAUCACCCUGAGGAAAUCAGCCAACACCUCCCAGAGAGGAGCUUGAAAUUUUCCAAAUGGAGUUCAAACGUGAAUUUGAGAAAAUGAUUCCUCGGCUAAGUUUAAAAAAUGGCAUUCUGUGAAGUUCGGCUAUUCAGCCAUGGACUAUUCAAUGGUGGAGUUGCAAUUUUGUUUCUUCUGUACAUACAUGAACUGAAUGUAAUCAACGGAAAGAAACAUAUGUUGAUUCUCCAAGUUAGAGUUCAUUUUUAUUUUCUUACAAGUAGCAAAACUUCCUGUGUAGAUCAGUACAACUUCUGUGCGAUCUUGUGUUACAAAUCUUGUAGUACUAUUUUUACAGGGAUCUUUCUAGUACUUUGUAAAGCAAGUGUAAUCCAUUUGUAAAAAUAUGGCAAAAGACAUCCUUCACUCUUGCAGUCUUUUGCAAAAAAAAUGUUUUAAGUUCAAUGGAUGCCAUCGAG
This is a messenger RNA of Triticum aestivum (bread wheat), 1359 nucleotides long. RefSeq names its product proline-rich receptor-like protein kinase PERK10. The coding region runs from base 1 to 876 and encodes 291 amino acids. The record is from RefSeq and is a predicted model, not a curated record. The transcript has 5 exons. Lineage: Eukaryota; Viridiplantae; Streptophyta; Magnoliopsida; Poales; Poaceae.